GGGAUAAGCCUAGGCCAGCCCUCCAAUCCCAGCCCUUCAUGCCAGCAGCAGAGGAAGGACCAGUGGUUUUCUCUGUGGUCCAGUUCUUCUAUAUUUGCCACUCUUUGGGGCCAUUCAUCCCAAGAGCAUCCCUGACAUUCAGCAUGAGCAAGGCCUGUAACCACUGCAUACGUUCAUCACUGGAUGAUGACAGAUAACAGCAAGGCAGUGGCCAUCAAUUUGAGGGCAGCUGAUGGAGCUGUCUCCAUGCACCUUCCUUCUUGAGUCACAACUGAUAAAACUCACAGCCCCCAGGGGAACAAGAAAGAGAGUGAAAUGAAAACCAAAACCAUCUCCAGCCUGUUGUUUAGUAACCCAGCUGCCAGAGCUCAGUGACCACCUCAAAGGGUGAGAGUGAGCCUGGGAGAUGGCAGUGAUGGAAGUGGCCUGCCCAGGCGCCCCUGGCUCAGCCAUCGGGCAGCAGAAGGAGCUGGCCAAGGCCAAAGAGAAGACGCAGUCACUGGGAAAGAAGCAGAGCUGUGUCUACAAGCUGGAGGCUGUGGAGAAGAGCCCCGUGUUCUGCGGGAAGUGGGACAUCCUGAAUGACGUGAUUACCAAAGGCACAGCUAAGGAAGGCUCUGAGGGCGGCCCAGCCGCCAUCUCCAUCAUCGCCCAGGCUGAAUGUGAAAAUAGCCAAGAGUUCAGCCCCACCUUCUCAGAACGAAUCUUCAUCGCGGGGUCUAAGCAGUACAGCCAUCCUGAGAGUCUUGAUCAAAUCCCCAACAAUGUGGCCCAUGCAACCGAGGGCAAAAUGGCCCGUGUGUGUAGGAAGGGAAAGCGUCACAGCAAAGCCCGGAAGAAACGGAAGAAGAAGAGCUCGAAGGCAGGAGUGUCCUUGGCCAAACCUUUGCCCAGAACCCCUGAGCAGGAGAGCUGCACAGUUCCAGUGCAGGAGGACGAGUCUCCACUAGGUGCCCUGUAUGUCAGAAAUGCCCCCCAGUUCACAAAGCCUCUGAAGGAACCAGGCCUUGACCACCUCAGCUUUAAGAAACUCGGAGAGGAUCUACGGCCAGUGCUGCCUCGACCGGAACUCCACAAACUCAUCAGCCCCUUGCAAUGUCUAAACCACGUGUGGAAACUCCACCACCCGCAGGACAUGGGCCCCCUGCCCCAUUCCGCUCACCCCUUUCCCUACAGCAGAUUGCCCCAUCCUUUCCCGUUCCACCCUCUCCAGCCCUGGAAACCUCACCCACUGGAAUCCUUCUUCCUGGGCAAACUAGCCUGUGUAGAUGACCAGAAGCCUCUUCCCGGCCCACACCUAAGCAAACUGACCUGCAUAGACAGUCAGAAACCCCUGCCUGGCCCACACCUGGAGCCCAGCUUCCCGACUCAGAGUUCCCAUGAGAAGUUCGUGGAAGAGUACCUGGUGCAUGCUCUCCAAGGCAGUGUGAGCUCAGGCCAGGCCCACAGCUUGGCCAGCCUGGCCAAAACAUGGUCAGCCGGGGGCUCCAGGGCCCAGAGGCCCAGCCCUGAAACCGAGGACAAUGAAGGCGUACUGCUUACUGAGAAGCUCAAGCCAGUGGAUUAUGAGUACCGAGAAGAAGCCCACUGGGCCACGCGCCAGCCCCGCCUAGGCAGAGGCUCCUUCGGAGAGGUCCACAGAAUGAAGGACAAGCAGACAGGCUUCCAGUGUGCUGUCAAAAAGGUGCGGGUCGAGGUAUUUCGGGCAGAGGAACUGAUGGCAUGUGCAGGAUUGACCUCACCCAGAAUCGUCCCUUUGUAUGGUGCUGUAAGGGAAGGUCCUUGGGUCAAUAUCUUCAUGGAGCUGUUGGAAGGUGGCUCACUGGGCCAGCUCAUAAAGCAGAAGGGCUGUCUGCCAGAGGACCGGGCCCUUUACUACCUGGGCCAGGCCCUGGAGGGGCUGGAGUACCUCCAUUCACGGCGGAUUCUGCAUGGAGAUAUCAAAGCUGACAACGUGCUUCUGUCCACUGAUGGGAGCCAUGCGGCCCUCUGUGACUUUGGCCAUGCCGUGUGCCUGCAACCUGAUGGCCUGGGGAAGUCCUUGCUCACAGGGGACUACAUCCCUGGCACAGAGACCCACAUGGCCCCAGAGGUGGUGAUGGGCAAGCCCUGUGAUGCCAAGGUGGACAUCUGGAGCAGCUGCUGCAUGAUGCUGCACAUGCUCAACGGCUGCCACCCCUGGACUCAGUAUUUCCGAGGGCCGCUCUGCCUCAAGAUUGCCAACGAACCUCCGCCUGUGAGAGAGAUCCCUCCCUCCUGCUCCCCUCUCACGGCCCAAGCCAUCCAAGAAGGGCUGAGGAAGGAACCUGUCCACCGAGCAUCAGCGACAGAGCUGCGGGGCAAGGUUGGCCGGGCACUGCAGCAAGUGGGAGGUCUGAAGAGCCCUUGGAGGGGAGAAUAUAAAGAACCAAGACAUCCACCGCCACACCAAGCCAAUUGCCACCAGGCCCCACAUGCCCAGCCAAGGGAGCGGUCACCAGCUGUGGACACCACUGGAGGGGCCCCUAAGCUUCAGCCUCCUCUACCACCAGAGCCCCCAGAGCGGAACAAGUCUCCAGCCCUGAGCAAGGAGGAAUCUGGCAUGUGGGAACCCUUGCCUUUGUCCUCCUUGGACCUGGCGCCUGCCAGAAGCCCCAGCUCACCAGAGCGGAGAGCAACCUUCCCCGAGCUGGAGCUGCAGCAGCUGGAAAUAGAAUUAUUUCUGAACAGCCUGUCCCAACCUUUUUCUCUGGAGGAGCAGGAACAAAUUCUUUCAUGCCUCAGCAUCGACAGCCGCUCCCUGUCAGAUGACAGUGAGAAGAACCCAUCAAAGGCCUCUCAGAGCUCUCGGGACACCCUGAGUUCCGGUGUACACUCAUGGGGCAGCCAGGUGGAGGCUGGAAGCUCCAGCUGCAACAUGGUGCUGGCCCGAGGGCGGCCCACCGACACCCCGAGCUACUUCAAUGGUGUGAAAGUCCAAAUACAGUCUCUUAAUGGUGAACAGCUGCACAUACGGGAGUUCCACCGGGUCAAGGUGGGAGACAUCGCAACAGGCAUCAGCAGCCAGAUCCCAGCUGCAGCCUUCAGCUUGGUGACCAAAGAUGGGCAGCCUGUUCGCUAUGACAUGGAGGUGCCCGACUCGGGCAUUGAUCUGCAGUGCACCCUGGCCCCUGAUGGCAGCUUUGCCUGGAGCUGGAGAGUCAAGCAUGGCCGGCUGGAGAAUCGGCCCUAGCCCUGCCUUCCAUAGCUAGCUCCAGUCCACCUGGAGCAACCUUUCUUCUGGGUGCUUGAUGCCACCCUGAAACACAGAUCCAACCUGUUCCUAGGGAUCUGCUGUCCCCUGACUCAGUAGUGGGUCCAGGGGCUGGCAGCAGCAAAGUGGGGGCAAAAACACCAGCCCUCCUGGACUUCUCAUCUGAGUCCUGCCACCUCUGCCAAGAAAAUGCUCCAGUCAUCUCAGGAGACAGAGGAAGGAAGGCAGGAGGACUCUUCCCAUGGGAACCAAGAGGGUCUUCUCUGCAUUGCUUCACACGAGUUGGCCUGACCCAUUUGGAUCAGUGAUCACUUGCUGGCAAUCGGAGGAAAGCAACUUCCGGCCAGGGGCAGGAGAAGCAAGAGAGCCCUGGGCCCCUCGGCCCCAGGCAAGUGUGAGAGUGUGAGGGCCCAUGCCCAGGUCAUCUAGGACCAGAGCAGCAGGUGUUCCUGCCCUUGCAUUAGUGGGGGCUUCUGACCUCUUGCCUGGCCUUCCUGGCUGCAGACCCCCUUUGGGAUAGAGGAGGAAGAAAUGCCCAGCACUGGGAAGGAAGCCUCCUUGGUAGAACACACCACCUUUGUAGGUUGUCACAGCUCAGCUCCUAAGUCAAACUCUGGUUCAGCCAAGAACCAAAGAAGGUAUUGCAGUGAAGUGGUUCUCAGCCCUUAGGCACAAGCACGUGUCCCUUUGCUGCUCCCCAGAAGAGCAGGCCCCGUGCCCUGCCACAGACUGGCUGACACUUAGUUCCCUUGUCUAGACAAGUGAAGAUCGACAUGAGACCCACCUGAAAGGAAAGGUCUGCAGAUGGGGCACCGCAUAGGGGCUGUUCCCCAGCCACACUGCCAACAUCCAGUACACUUGCCCUGCCCAGCCCCUGGUCCCAGGGCACUGCCAGAUACACUUUGCACUCCGUUGACCUCAAGCACUUUCCUGGCUGCCUUCCAGGAGGGCAGUGGCUCUAUACGGACACAAGCAGACCAGGGUAUGGGUGAAGGGACUCAGUCUUAACUGUCCAUGUGCAUUUGACCCCAUGUGCAUUUGUCCAUGUGCAUUUAAGGUGAUCACUCCCUACCCAUGGCCCCUUCUCAGCCUCUUAUUUGCAGGGAGCUGCUUGAGACUCAUGUAGCAUUAAAUCAACUGUGAAUUGUUACAGGGAGGGGCACAAGAUCCCUCCUCAGAAGCAGCUCAUCCCCCACCCAGCCGAUGUGGCCUUUGUCCAGCUGUUAGCAUGGCACCAGACAGCUCCAAGGAGAGCUGGCCCCAGUACACGAAGAACCAAGCCCCUCCAAGCUGCAGUGUUGGCUUAGAGAGAACUCUGUGAAUAAUAAAGUUUGGGGUGAUGACAUCAUUUAA
Ictidomys tridecemlineatus (thirteen-lined ground squirrel) is the source of this 4585-nucleotide messenger RNA. Lineage: Eukaryota; Metazoa; Chordata; Mammalia; Rodentia; Sciuridae. The record is from RefSeq and is a predicted model, not a curated record.